Molecule: messenger RNA, 1257 nt
Organism: Parnassius apollo (apollo)
Lineage: Eukaryota; Metazoa; Arthropoda; Insecta; Lepidoptera; Papilionidae
Source: the annotation of a GenBank genome assembly
AUGUCUGAGUGUGACCAAGAUGUUGACAGACAGGAAUUUUAUCUACGUUUGGAUGAAGUGUAUAAAAUUAAGCAUGCUUCCAGUAAUCCUUUGCUGACGCCGACGCAAUAUGCUUCACUCAUCGAACGAGUUAAUUUGGCCAGGAACAAUUUCAAGAAAACUUCAGCAGAUUAUCGUCUUUUGAAGAGAUACGAAACAGUAAAGACACCAUCAGGUGAAAAAUUAAUUUUCGCAAAAUGUUCAAGCCCCGGUAAACGGCAGUAUUUUGUAAACACUGACGAAAUAUAUGAUAUUGUUCGCUUGAUUCACAGCAAAUUAAAUCAUGCCAGACUGAGACGAAUGAUGGACGAAAUAAAAAAAAAAUAUAAAAAUAUCACUGGACAGAUUGUUACAGUUUAUUUAUCUUUAUGUAAAACAUGCAAGGACAAGGACAGCAGACGAAAAUUGGAUAUAACUAAUGAUGUUAGUGACGUCGGUUCUAGUUCAAGUUUAAAUGUGAACGAGCCAACUAUUACUUUCUCAACAGAAAAUAAUACCAACGAAGAAAAUGGGUCAGACCUUGGCAAUAUAACUGUAUAUCCUGAGCUUUAUUCGCGCGGACAAGUUGACAUAUUAGGUGUUAUAACUUCAUCCUCAAUAGAUGAGUACAAAUACAUGAUGGUGUAUAGAGAUUUCGUAAACAAAUAUACGCAUUUGAAAGCGCUUAAAUCUACUAAAAUCGAUGAGACAGUUGAAGCGUUAUUAGAAAUAUUCCUUGUAUUUGGCGCACCCAAUAUAUUACAAUCGAAAAACGACAUAUCCAUUACUACAAAAAUCUGCCAUCGAAUGUCGGACAUAAAUUCUGACAUAAAAAUAGUAGCUGGUGAGCCGAAUCCCUGUGAAAGCGAUUUCAACGGCAAAUCGAAUAACGAUAUUUUAAUAGAUUUGAAUAACUGGGUAAAGAGAUAUAAAAAAUGUAAGUGGCAGCAAGCCCUAAAGUAUAUACAGUACUCUCUAAAUACGACAUUUAAUAAAGUUUUGUGCAAAACGGCGAGUGAGACCGUUUUCGGUUCGAACCCAAGUAGAGGUCUGGCUUCGCUAAUGAGGAAGGAAGAAUACGAUUACUUGCAAACAGAGGAUGAACUGAUUGAGGUAUUAGAAAAGAAAGAAUGGCAACACGAUAUGUCCGAGCAGCUCCUGCAGCAGGAAUCUCUUAUACCAGCUGAAAGUUUUACUAAAUUAGAGCCCGAGGAGGACGAAGUCUCCCUUAUUUUAUAA